CCUGAAUGAGGGAACCUUUUAUUUUAUAUUGUAGGACCUGUGGUUAAAAAAAAAAGAUGAAGAGCUGGACUUUGCUUAUUUGUCUCUUCAGUGCUGUAUUUUCUCUUCCAGUGCCUCAUGCACAACAUCCUGGCUAUAUCAAUUUCAGUUAUGAGGUAAUGACUCCGUUAAAAUGGUAUCAAAGCCUGAUUGGACACCAGUAUCCACGUUACAGCUAUGAACCUAUGGGAGGAUGGAUGCACCACCAUGCAGGGCCAAUGAUGCCUCACCACUCUCCUUAUUCAGGCUUCCAGCAAAUUCAUGCACUGCCCCACCAAAUGCAUCCCUCACCGCAACACUUGCCACCACAUAUGAACACACCAGUGCAACCAGUUGGGCACAGCCCUUUUGGUCAAAUGCCUGGACAAAACACAAUGCCACACUAUCCGUCAGGAGUACCAGUUCCAAAUGCACUUCCACCACAUGCAGGAGAGCAUCCUGGGCACCACCAGCAACCUGGAAAUCCAAACCACCCAAUGCAGCCUGGCAGUCCACACCAGCCAGUGUACCCUGUGCAUCCAGUGCAGCCAAUGCCACCAGUGAUACAUGAUGCUCCUCUUGAACCAUGGCCAGGAACAGACAAGACCAAGCAAGAAGAAGUGGAUUAAAGGACCAGGAAAUCAGAAUAAUGCAAAACUAUGUUAGGUAUUUUUACUUGUUUCGAGAAACCAUCAUUCUCUUUCAGUUGGUGAUGCAGAUCUUCAUUAAUCAAAAAAUUUAGUGAAAACUAUAGCAUGAAAGCAAAUGAAUGCAAAAGUAGCAAACAAUAAAACCUGUUUUAAAUCAA
Molecule: messenger RNA, 826 nt
Organism: Heteronotia binoei (common prickly gecko)
Lineage: Eukaryota; Metazoa; Chordata; Lepidosauria; Squamata; Gekkonidae
Gene: AMELX
Product: amelogenin X-linked
Exons: 5
Coding region: 57-647 (196 amino acids)
Biological process (GO): multicellular organism development
Source: RefSeq, a predicted model, not a curated record